Molecule: messenger RNA, 3072 nt
Organism: Pipistrellus nathusii (Nathusius's pipistrelle)
Lineage: Eukaryota; Metazoa; Chordata; Mammalia; Chiroptera; Vespertilionidae
Source: the annotation of a GenBank genome assembly
AUGUUUCACUUAAGGACUUGUGCCACUAAGUUGCGGCCCUUGACGGCCUCACAGACUGUUAAGACAUUUUCCCAGAACAGACCAGCAGCCGCUCGGACGUUUGGGCAGAUCCGGUGCUACACUGCCCCCGUGGCUGCAGAGCCCUUCCUGAGCGGGACUAGCUCCAACUACGUGGAGGAGAUGUACUAUGCCUGGCUGGAGAACCCCAGGAGCGUUCACAAGUCAUGGGACAUUUUUUUCCGAAACACCAAUGCUGGGGCGGCCCCAGGCACUGCCUACCAGAGCCCGCUGGCCCUGAGCAUGGGCGCCCUGUCUGCCGUGGCCCGAGCACAGCCCCUGGCGGGCACCCAGACCAACGUGGACAAGCUGGUGGAGGACCACUUGGCGGUGCAGUCUCUCAUCAGGGCCUACCAGAUACGAGGGCAUCAUGUAGCACAGCUGGACCCCCUGGGAAUUUUGGAUGCCGAUCUGGACUCCUCCGUGCCCGCUGACAUUAUCUCAUCCACAGACAAACUUGGGUUCUAUGGCCUGGACGAGUCUGACCUGGACAAGGUCUUUCAGCUGCCGACCACCACCUUCAUCGGGGGGCAGGAGUCGGCGCUGCCGCUGCGGGAGAUCAUCCGCCGGCUGGAGAACGCCUACUGCCAGCACAUCGGGGUGGAGUUCAUGUUCAUCAACGACCUGGAGCAGUGCCAGUGGAUCCGGAGGAAGUUCGAGACGCCAGGGGUCAUGCAGUUCACCAACGAGGAGAAGCGCACUCUGCUGGCCCGGCUCGUGCGGUCCACGAGGUUCGAGGAGUUCCUGCAGCGGAAGUGGUCGUCCGAAAAGCGCUUCGGCCUGGAAGGCUGCGAGGUGCUCAUCCCAGCCCUCAAGACCAUCAUCGACAAGUCCAGUGAGAACGGCGUGGACCAAGUGAUCAUGGGGAUGCCGCACAGGGGGCGGCUGAACGUGCUGGCCAAUGUCAUCAGGAAGGAGCUGGAGCAGAUUUUCUGUCAGUUCGACUCGAAGCUGGAGGCCGCCGACGAGGGCUCUGGGGAUGUGAAGUACCACCUGGGCAUGUACCACCGGCGGAUCAACCGAGUGACGGACCGCAACAUCACCCUGUCGCUGGUGGCCAACCCCUCCCACCUCGAGGCCGCCGACCCCGUGGUGAUGGGCAAGACCAAAGCCGAGCAGUUCUACUGCGGGGACACCGAGGGGAAGAAGGUCAUGGCCAUCCUGCUGCACGGGGAUGCCGCGUUCGCUGGCCAGGGCAUCGUGUACGAGACCUUCCACCUGAGCGACCUGCCGUCCUACACCACCCACGGCACCGUGCACGUGGUGGUCAACAACCAGAUUGGCUUCACCACGGACCCCCGCAUGGCCCGGUCCUCACCCUACCCCACCGACGUGGCCCGGGUCGUGAACGCCCCCAUCUUCCACGUGAACUCGGACGACCCGGAGGCCGUCAUGUACGUGUGCCAGGUGGCUGCCGAGUGGAGGAACACCUUCCACAAGGACGUGGUGGUGGACCUGGUGUGUUACCGGCGCAACGGCCACAACGAGAUGGACGAGCCCAUGUUCACGCAGCCGCUCAUGUACAAGCAGAUCCGCAAGCAGAAGCCGGUGCUGCAGAAGUACGCGGAGCUGCUGGUGUCGCAGGGCGUGGUCAACCAGCCCGAGUACGAGGAGGAGAUCUCCAAGUACGACAAGAUCUGCGAGGAGGCCUUCGCCCGCUCCAAGGACGAGAAGAUCCUGCACAUCAAGCACUGGCUGGACUCGCCCUGGCCUGGCUUCUUCACGCUGGACGGACAGCCCCGGAGCAUGACCUGCCCCUCCACGGGGCUGGAGGAGGACAUCCUGACGCACAUCGGCAGCGUGGCCAGCUCCGUGCCGGUGGAGAACUUCACCAUCCAUGGAGGACUGAGCCGGAUCCUGAAGACGCGUGGAGAGCUGGUGAAGAACAGGACUGUGGACUGGGCCCUGGCGGAGUACAUGGCGUUCGGCUCCCUGCUGAAGGAGGGCAUCCACAUCCGGCUGAGCGGCCAGGACGUGGAGCGGGGCACCUUCAGCCACCGCCACCACGUGCUGCAUGACCAGAACGUGGACAAGAAGACCUGCAUCCCCAUGAACCACCUGUGGCCCAACCAGGCCCCCUACACGGUGUGCAACAGCUCGCUGUCUGAGUACGGGGUCCUAGGCUUCGAGCUGGGCUUCGCCAUGGCCAGCCCCAACGCCCUGGUGCUCUGGGAGGCCCAGUUUGGCGACUUCCACAACACGGCCCAGUGCAUCAUCGACCAGUUCAUCUGCCCCGGGCAGGCCAAGUGGGUGCGGCAGAACGGCAUCGUGCUGCUGCUGCCCCACGGCAUGGAGGGCAUGGGCCCAGAGCACUCCUCCGCCAGGCCCGAGCGGUUCCUGCAGAUGUGCAACGACGACCCCGACGUCCUGCCGAACCUUCAGGAGGAAAACUUCGACAUAACCCAGCUCUAUGACUGCAACUGGGUAGUGGUGAACUGCUCCUCGCCUGGCAACUUCUUCCACGUGCUGCGCCGCCAGAUCCUCCUGCCCUUCCGGAAGCCGCUGAUCGUCUUCACCCCCAAGUCCCUGCUGCGGCACCCCGAGGCCAGGACCAGCUUUGACGAGAUGCUCCCAGGGACCCACUUCCAGCGGGUGAUCCCGGAAAACGGCCCUGCAGCCCAGAACCCAGAAAACGUGAAGAGGCUCCUGUUCUGCACCGGCAAGGUGUACUACGACCUCACGCGCGAGCGCAAAGUGCGGGACAUGGUGGAGCAGGUGGCCAUCACGAGGAUCGAGCAGCUGUCGCCGUUCCCCUUCGACCUGCUGCUGCAGGAGGUGCAGAAGUACCCCAACGCCGAGCUGGCCUGGUGUCAGGAGGAGCACAAGAACCAGGGCUACUACGACUACGUGAAGCCACGGCUGCGCACCACCAUCAGCCGCGCCAAGCCCGUGUGGUACGCCGGCCGGGACCCCGCGGCAGCACCAGCCACCGGCAACAAGAAGACCCACCUCACAGAGCUGCAGCGCCUGCUGGACACAGCCUUCGACCUGGACGCCUUCAAGAACUUCUCGUAG